This is a messenger RNA of Drosophila elegans, 1112 nucleotides long. RefSeq names its product methylglutaconyl-CoA hydratase, mitochondrial. The record is from RefSeq and is a predicted model, not a curated record. The transcript is spliced from 2 exons. Gene Ontology annotation, biological process: fatty acid beta-oxidation. Gene Ontology annotation, cellular component: mitochondrion. Gene Ontology annotation, molecular function: enoyl-CoA hydratase activity. The coding region runs from base 85 to 984 and encodes 299 amino acids. NCBI's taxonomy places the organism in Eukaryota, Metazoa, Arthropoda, Insecta, Diptera, Drosophilidae.
AGCAACAGCUGUUUUCUGCCGGUCGUUUUAUAAUCACUUAGUUGUCCAAUUUCGCUUUUGUUUUUUCCUGUUUUAAAAUACAAGAUGUCAAUUUUAAUGCAAGGAGUUGCGAAAUUAGCCCGUCAGGUUACCCGCCCACUUGUUGCUGCCCGCCAUUUUGCGGCAGCGGCGCCAUACGGCGAUGGAGAUGAAGUUCUGGUGGAGCGAUUGGAAGGACCUCGCCAGGGAAUCUCAGUUAUUGGCCUUAACCGACCAGCGGCAAAGAACUCCUUCAGCCGGGGAAUGGUGGAGACCUUCACUGAUGUCCUGGAUGACAUUAAGAAGGACAAUGAAUCGAGGGUUGUCGUAUUGAGGAGUCUUACGCCUGGUAUCUUCUGUGCCGGUGCUGAUUUGAAAGAGCGCAAGGGUAUGAGCCCAGAGGAGGCCACCGAAUUUGUAAAGGAGCUGCGAGGUUUGCUCAUCGCCAUUGAGCAGCUGCCCAUGCCCGUGAUUGCCGCCUUGGAUGGCGCUGCUCUGGGUGGAGGUCUAGAAAUGGCUCUGGCCUGCGACAUCCGCACCGCCGCUUCGAAUACCAAAAUGGGUCUGGUGGAGACGAGAUUGGCCAUCAUACCCGGAGCGGGUGGCACCCAAAGACUGCCUCGCAUCCUGUCCCCCGCCCUGGCCAAGGAGUUGAUCUUCACGGCACGAGUACUCGACGGGACAGAGGCCAAGGAUCUGGGUCUGGUCAACCAUGUGGUGCAGCAGAACGAAACGAAGGACGCCGCCUAUCAGCAGGCGCUUAAGUUGGCCGAGGAAAUCCUCCCCAACGGACCAGUGGGCGUACGCAUGGCCAAACUGGCUAUCGACAAGGGCAUGCAGGUGGACCUGGCCACCGGCUACUCCAUCGAGGAGAUAUGCUACUCACAGGUGAUACCCACCAAGGACCGCCUGGAGGGACUCGCCGCCUUCGCCGAGAAACGCAAGCCCGUCUACAAGGGGGAGUAAACGUGAAUCGGACCACUCCUCUUAAAGUUAAGCUGAAAAUUGCAUUUAUAAUUUUAUCUGUUACUGUUGUAGAGACACUCUAGCGGCAAAGCCCAUUUCUAUUGUUUUUUAUAAAUCAUUCGAUCCUA